AUACGCAGUCAAGUGGUGUGUGUCCGAGAUGGGGGAAGUCUAACCGGCGUCGCGUCUUUUAUCACUUUACUCCAUGGUAGAGCAACCGUGUAUACGUGCUCGUGCUACUAGCAACAGCCACUGUAAAGGGUUGCUGGAUCAAUGUUGAUUUCACAAAAAGUCUGGUCAACGAUACUUUUCGUGCUUUGUGCUCCACAUUCAUCUUAUGAACUUCAAACAUACAGUCUCCACAAUCAAACAUGCUUUUGACUUUUAGGACAUUUCUAGUGGUAUACUUAAGAAAGUGUCAAUAACCAGGUACAUAGCAUCUUGUGGAGCUUCAAACGAGUCACAAAACGGACAACCCCUUGAGAGUAAACGACGCGAGAUCAAAAGAAAAUUGACUUUAGGAUUUUAGGAUUUCUACUCGAGUGUACGUAAACACUGUAUUGAAAUUCAAUGGCUUUGUACCAAGCGUGACUUGUAACUGUUGUACAUGGUGGUUAAUUACAUCGCUUCUGUGCAACGAGUCGGAAGACGAUGACCUAAAGGACUUGCGUUGGCUAGAGGUUAAAGAUCAGUGAUCAUGAAGUUACUUCUCAUAACGGUUCUGCUUUUGCUUCUCAAGAAGUCAAUUGGGAUAGAUUACUGCUACAACGCACUACCCGAAAUGGAAUAUCGUGUCAUGUUUCACACACAUCAAGUCAACGAGAGCUGGUGGGCGCUUAGCGGUAAUCUAACGUGGAAUUUUCACACGUCAGGAAUUGACGGGUAUACAGUGAGGUUAUUCAGAAGGGAGAAUGUAGAUAUACAGCCAGAAGCUCUUCCUAUUACCAAAUGCUCUUUGUCUGGACUGCACACCACGUUGAGACCAUUUUAUGACUUCGAAAGUCUUCAGUAUGGAUACAAAUACGUGUUUGGAAUUUCGACCUUCAAUCGGACAACUAACAAGCGACUCACGAGUGAGAAAAUGAAAGAAUUCACGACGCCUGACUGUUAUCUCGAAACUGGUGACGAAGAAUUCUGCAGAACACAAAGUUUCGGCAUUACAGGCGUUCCGGUAGACUUUCACCUCGACUGUGCAGUGACGGUAGAUGGCAGUGAGAAUCAGUCAAUGACGUAUUCAGUGGUCUUGUCCUGGACUCCACCUGUACAAGUUCGUUGGGGUGUCAUCGGCUAUGACCUCAAAUACGGCUUUGCGCAUUUGGACCCGACUACCUUUAAGUCGUUGGAACGAACAGUGGCUGAUAAUGAAACAGUGGUUUAUACAACACAGAUAUAUGAUUUGCAGACGAAUAACAAUUACACCGCGUUGCUGAAAGCAUUUACUGAUGGAGGAACCCACAGUGCAUUCACGUCAUUAAACUUCAGCACAUCCAGCGAGGUUACAAACUUUACCCUCCCGAAUCCCAAAUGUGUGAAGUUGCUACCACCGCCCUAUGACAUGACAACCGACCGGACGCCGCGAAUGAAACCAACAUCUAAGACGGCUGCAUUUGUCAUCGGGUUGCUCCUUCCAGCAGCUACCGUUUUCAUUGUCGUUCUGGUCGUAUACUACAUCAAGAAACGAAGGGGAUUGGCCGACUCGAAGGAGGCCAUAUUCGUCCGGUAUCCGGGGAACAGCAGUUGCAGAAAAAGCUCAUAUUUAAGUAAAGAUCCGUCUGAUGAGCCAUUAGACGAUUUCACUGAGCCAGACGCGGAUUUCCAGUGGAAGGAAAUAGAUCGCUCCCUGCUGAAGAUCAAUGAGAAACUCGGCAACGGGCAGUUUGGUAUCGUUUAUCAAGGGACUCUAUCUCCGAAGGAUUGCCAGCUGAAGAAGUUUGCUCCAAAACAAGUUGCAGUUAAGAGCCUUAAAUUAAACGCUACACGUGCGAUGAAAGAGGACUUUCUGGAUGAAAUCAAGCUUAUUAUAGACAUCGGAACCCACCCUAAUAUCUUAUGUGUCCUUGGCUGCUGUACGGUGGACGAGCCGUUCUACCUCAUCACAGAGUUCAUGAAGUAUGGCGAUCUCCUACAUUUCCUAUGGAAAUGCAGAGACGAGAAGUACCAAGCCGAAGACAGCACCCACUGCCUGACGGAGACCGGUCAGCUGCAGAUAGCUCGGCAGAUUGCUCGUGGUAUGGAAUACCUUUCCAAUACUCGAUAUUACCACGGUGACCUAGCAGCCAGGAAUAUUCUCAUUGGUGAAGGUCUAGUGGUCAAGAUAUCCGACUUCGGCAUGGCGGCUGAUAUCUACCAGAGGGGGUAUCAACGGCUCGGUCAGGACAAAAAGAGACCUUUAAAAUGGGUCAGUUUGGAAACCAACAUCAAAGGCACAUGCUCCAUCAAAAGCGAUGUGUGGUCGUUUGGCAUCGUAUUGUACGAGAUUUAUACCCUUGGCGGCGUGCCAUACCCUGGUUUGGAUGGUUUUGAAGUCGUCCGUAAGCUGGAAGACGGGUAUCGAAUGGAGCAGCCUGACGAAUGCCCAGACGGAAUAUACCCCGUCAUGCUGGAAUGCUGGCACGAGAAGCCUGAUCUUCGGCCCACCUUCACUGAUCUCUUCAACAAACUAGACAACAUGCUGGGCGAGAUGAGUUCGGAUUACUUCAAUGAGCUUGACUUCGACCCCGACCCCGACAACGUCUCCCACACUACGGAUACCACUACGACCUACGCUUACGAGAACCAAAACUUGGAUACCAGACCUCUACCGUGCAGCGCUGGGGACGAGGAUGCUCCGUAUGAUUCACUACAGAUUCAUGGAUGGAAACAAGUGCCUCGUGUGACGGUGGAGUGUGUAGAUAGCGGUCAGAUUGGCUCAUUGGCAUCAAAGGACUAUGUGGAGUAGCAGUUAGACUGUCAGUUCGGAUUGGUGCUCCUUUCAUGUAUAUAUUGGGCUACCAUUUGAGGUAUCCUUCUUUUAAAGUACUUCAAGUGCACUUCUUUGUU
This is a messenger RNA of Asterias rubens (European starfish), 2907 nucleotides long. RefSeq names its product fibroblast growth factor receptor 3-like. The transcript has 19 exons. Gene Ontology annotation, molecular function: protein binding; transmembrane receptor protein tyrosine kinase activity; ATP binding. Gene Ontology annotation, cellular component: signaling receptor complex. The record is from RefSeq and is a predicted model, not a curated record. Lineage: Eukaryota; Metazoa; Echinodermata; Asteroidea; Forcipulatida; Asteriidae. Bases 566 to 2806 code for a protein of 746 amino acids. Gene Ontology annotation, biological process: cell surface receptor protein tyrosine kinase signaling pathway; protein phosphorylation; multicellular organism development.